AUGCGAAGCAUCACUACAACAAACAGUACAAUUCUUGAUAAUCUACUUUUCUUGAGGAUAUCCUCGAUUCUAUUUUGGACUUCAAUAUUUACAAUUUUGUUUGUUCCACCGCCGAUCGAAGCCGGAAAACUAUUAAAACCUGUGUGUAAAACUGUUGGUACGUUUUUAUUUUUAUUUAUUUUUUAUCGUGGUUUCGUUAGAGAUCAUGACCAAUUUUUUUGAGAAGAUUGUGACCAACAAAAGCAUUUUUUAGGAGCUGAUGAAAUAAUCGAUGAAGAAGGUUGUGAUCUACUAAUUCUUCAUAUCAAUAAAUGCAGUGGUUACUGUAGAAGUCAAACGUGGUGGGAUCCGUUGAAACAUGAGACAAGUAUUCAUGCGAGUUGUUGUCGAAUGGUUGAACACGUUUUAGUUGAGACCGAAUUAAUUUGUCCAUCUGGAAAUCGACGAAUUCGAAUACCAAGUGCAACAAAAUGUGAAUGUUUUGAAUGUGCUGUUCAGUAG
This is a messenger RNA of Caenorhabditis angaria, 501 nucleotides long. NCBI's taxonomy places the organism in Eukaryota, Metazoa, Nematoda, Chromadorea, Rhabditida, Rhabditidae. The record is from the annotation of a GenBank genome assembly.